This is a messenger RNA of Salvelinus sp. IW2-2015, 1193 nucleotides long. RefSeq names its product peptidase inhibitor R3HDML-like. The record is from RefSeq and is a predicted model, not a curated record. Lineage: Eukaryota; Metazoa; Chordata; Actinopteri; Salmoniformes; Salmonidae.
UUAACAUAUAUCAAAUUGUUUUCUGGCCCCUGGGUAGAAACCCUCUGUGAGAGAAAAAAAAGAAGAGGGAGAAGACAGGAGGGCUUGUGAGUGCGUCAGAUACCCUGUGAGAGAGUUGGCCCAGUUAAACUUCCCUGCCACAUAUGUCAAACGGUCUUGUUUGCAAAGGCUAGUGUUUAAGUGUGGAUCUGCUGAGCUUCUCAUCUCCUAGCUGGCUGCUUUACUCUGCUCUACUCUGCUGGGCUUGAAUAACUGAUAAAGAAGUCUACUAGAACCAUGUGCUGUCAGAACCCCAUCCAGAGGGUAGAGAUGGGUGCUGCUCAGCUCCUCUUCGCUGCCAUCUUCUGGUCAAUGCCUUACACUGGAGCUGCUGCUGUGCUGUCUCUGUCCAAAUCCAACCAGACAGACCUUCUCCAACUAACUAGGCCUGCCUUCGAGGCAGAGUCUGACUGGAGUAAUCUGAAUCUUACUAGCAUCCACGUGCCUCGUAGCCGAAGGAGGAGAGCCAUCUCCUCCAGAGAAAUGAAUGCCUUGUUGGAUUAUCACAACCGUGUCCGCUCCCAGGUCUCCCCUCAAGCUGCCAACAUGGAGAUCAUGGUGUGGGAUGGGAAACUGGCAAAAUCAGCAGAUUCCUGGGCCUCCCGCUGCAUAUGGGAUCAUGGACCCUCACAGACCAUGAGAUAUAUGGGCCAAAACCUGUCCAUCAACUCUGGCAGAUACCGAUCAGUCAUUGAGCUGGUGAGGUCCUGGCAGGAUGAGAAAAACUCCUUCUCCUACCCCAACACAUGCAGUGGACCAGUUUGUUCCCACUAUACACAGAUGGUAUGGGCCAAUACCAACAGGAUGGGAUGUGCCAUCAACAAGUGCUCAAACAUGAACGUGUAUGGGAGCUCUUGGAGAACAGCAGUGUUCCUGGUUUGCAACUACUCUAUCAAAGGGAACUGGGUCGGAGAGGCUCCCUACAAGAGUGGCAAACCAUGCUCUGCUUGUCCAUCAAAAUAUGGAGGUUCGUGUAACAGAAACCAGUGUUCCUCCGCUGGUUCAAAAGCCAAAGCCAAGAAACGGAAAAGAUAUUAAAACAUUUUGGCCGUCAGUCACAUUUUCCCUGUUUUAAUGGAAGACUUUAAAUAAUUAACUGUUUCUGUUGAACCAUUCCAUUGAUCUCAUAAAAUAACAACUGCAAGAGAAGAUGU